AUGCUUCUGUGUAGUGCCUACUUCGCGCGACAAUACUUGAUCCAGUAUGCCGGCCCCUCCCAACUCCCGACCUUCCUCCUGCAUCUGCUACUCUAUGAGGAUCAGCAGGUCGUAACCAAGGAACCAUCAUGGCCCAAGGCACUAUGCUUUGCACUCCCCUAUGCAGUCUUGGUCAUUGUCUUUGCAAAUGACUUACUGCGGUGCCGACGCCCGCCCCGGCGGAAGCUGAAGCUUUCGCAGCUCAUAUAUGAGCGCCACUUUGGCGUCUUUGGCGACUACUAUGUCUUCAAAGUGGCAAUAAUGCAGCUUAUGACGGUCCUGCUGCAGGCUUUCGGAAAAGUAAAGGUGCUGGGAGCUAUUGUUACGUUUGCCAUGUCGGAGAACAUUGUGGCAGUCUCGCUGCUUGAGCAGACGUUUUGGGUGUUCUGGGGUCUCAUGGCCUUGAACAGCACAUAUCCAAGCCUUCUGUUUGUGCUCCCGGAUGCCUGGUGGUGUCGCUAUGGCUCUGCUGUUAUGGAUAUCAUUUUGGAUGUUGGGUAUGUGCUGACACAUCUGCUGAUGAUAGUGAUCGCGAUGUCCGACCUGAGCUCUGAGAAACUCGUGUCUGGGAACUUUGGAGAGGAGGAGGAGAUGGGCUUCAGCAAUCGCAACUCGGCUCGAGAUUGUGCGGACUGUGACUUGAUGACUCUGGUUUCUUUUUACACCAGGUUUCAUGUGCUCCGAGGAGUCGCCCCCGCCAUUUUUUUGCCUCAGUUCUUCGCAGUCUAUGGCAGCAUUGCGCAUGCCUGUUGCGCCUGCCGUGCUGUGGAGCGCGUUGCAAAGCUGCCGCAGCUUCGCCAGUUCUCCACACGGCUUCAAGAGCAGCCGGGCCUUCUGAGAUCUGCCAGCUCAUUCAGUUCUUCCAGGUUGGCGAAGCUUCUCGAUUCAGGCCAUUGGCUGCGGUUGCGCCGCUGCUUCAAGGUCCUCUACUCUCCGAUCCUUUUACUAAUCCUCGUCCUGCUCCUGCAAGACCCAGACUUCUACCCGGGCGCCGGUGACUUCUUCUGUUUCCCUUGCCGGAAGGACCAAGUUCGGUUUGUAGGAGCUCAGCAGCUCAGUGAUUUGCAGACAAAGGCCGUUUAUCGGUCUUGCAAACAACAGGUCGAGAAUGUGCGGCUGGAGAGCUGUGCCCUGGCAGCCAUUCUGCACCAAGAGGAGAUAUCGAUCAGCGGGAUCAGCAGCAUUGCGCCAGGGGCCUUGACCGCGCUUGGCUGCCAUGUGAAGCGUCUUUCAUUCAGCAACAGCAACCUGACGUCCUUGCCAGCCCGGCGCUUCGAGAGCCUUGGUUGCUUGCUGGCGCUCGACCUGGGAAAGUCGCAGCUGCAGAAAUUGGACGAGGACGCCUUUGUGGGACUCACAGAGCUGAGAUUGCUUUCCCUGAGCCAGAACAAGCUCACCAACUUAUCGGCAAACCUUUCGCAUAUGCCACGUUUGGAACAGCUCCUUCUAGGAGGAAAGAGGAACAAGUUCAAUAAGACCAUCGUCCGUGGAAACGAGCUGGUCCACCUGCCUUUGCUUGUGCACCCCAGGCUUCAGGUUCUCGACAUCAGUGAGAAUUUGUUGACAGCAAUGCCAGCAGCUGCUUUCACUGGCUUGCCAGCCCUACGAAAUCUCGACUUUUGUCGGAACCAAUUGGCAUCGCUUCCGGAGGGGCUGUUUCCAGGCUUGACCUCCCUGCAGAGCUUGGACUUGAGUUGGAACCAACUGGCAUCGCUUCCGGAGGGGCUGUUUGCGGACUUGACCUCCCUGCAGAGCUUGUACUUGGAUUCGCUUCCGGAGCGGCUGUUUGCGGACUUGACCUCCCUGCAGAGCUUGUCCUUGUAUUCAAAUAAAUUGACAUCGCUUCCGGAGCGGCUGUUUGCGGACUUGACCUCCCUGCAGAGCUUGUCCUCGGAUUCAAAUGAAUUGGCAUCGCUUCCGGAGCGGCUGUUUGCGGACUUGACCUCCCUGCAACAUUUGGGCUUGAGUUGGAACCAACUGGCAUCGCUUCCGGAGGGGCUGUUUGCAGACUUGACCUCCCUGCAGAGCUUGUCCUUGUAUUCAAAUAAAUUGGCAUCGCUUCCGGAGCGGCUGUUUGCGGACUUGACCUCCCUGCAGAGCUUUUCUUUGCAUUCAAAUAAAUUGGCAUCGCUUCCGGAGCGGAUGUUUGCGGACUUGACCUCCCUGCAGAGGUUGUACUUGUAUUCAAAUGAAUUGGCAUCGCUUCCUGAGCGGCUGUUUGCGGACUUGACCUCCCUGCGGAGGUUGGGCUUGAGUCGGAACCAACUGGCAGCGCUUCCGGAGGGGCUGUUUGCGGACUUGACCUCCCUGCAGAGGUUGUACUUGGAUUCAAAUGAAUUGGCAGCGCUUCCGGAGCGGCUCUUUGCGGACUUGACCUCCCUGCAGAGGUUGUCCUUGUAUUCAAAUAAAUUGGCAUCGCUUCCGGAGCGGAUGUUUGCGGACUUGACCUCCCUGCAGAGGUUGUACUUGUAUUCAAAUGAACUGGCAUCGCUUCCUGAGCGGCUGUUUGCGGACUUGACCUCCCUGCGGAGGUUGGGCUUGAGUUGGAACCAACUGGCAGCGCUUCCGAAGGGGCUGUUUGCGGACUUGACCUCCCUGCAGAGGUUGUACUUA
Messenger RNA from Symbiodinium pilosum, 2652 nucleotides. NCBI's taxonomy places the organism in Eukaryota, Dinophyceae, Suessiales, Symbiodiniaceae. The record is from the annotation of a GenBank genome assembly.